Messenger RNA from Paramecium octaurelia, 1322 nucleotides. The record is from the annotation of a GenBank genome assembly. Lineage: Eukaryota; Ciliophora; Oligohymenophorea; Peniculida; Parameciidae.
CUAAAAUAUGAGUGCAGAAAAUGAAAUUCAAGAAGAGAGAAAUAAUGAGGAGUAGUAUCGAAAUUGGAAGUAGAACAUCCCAUUUAUGUAUGAAAUUUGCAUCAACCACCAAAACAAUUGGCCAUCCUUAACAGUUUGCUGGUUGAAUGAACUUGAGAUGUCUUUUGCAUUAUUAUCUUAGUGAUCAAAAUGACAAUGAAAUACAUAGAUUGAUCGUGGCCACUCAGACCAAUAAUUAAGAGUAGGAUUAUAUCAAAUUGCUUAAAGUUGCUAUCCCUAAGAAACUAGAUGAAUAAUUAGAUAACACAUUGCUAAAUAACAUUUGUACUUAUAAAUUACUAUUCGAAGGGAAAACAUAAGCAGUAGGAAAGGUAUAAGAGGAAUUGCAAAUUCCAGUAGAAGUUGAAAUUAAUCGAGUUCGAUAAUAACCUAAUAAUCAAUACAUAUUAGCAGCAUAAGCCGGAGAUGGUGAAGUUGGUAUCAAUCUAAUAGAUGCACUUAGGUAUUUACGAUUUAAGUAAAUAAUCAAAAGUAUUCGCAUUGAAAGGAUAGGAGAAAGAGGGUUACGGGUUGUCUUGGAAUCUUACGAAUUCUGGUUAAUUAUUAUCUGCUAGUUAUGAUCAUAACAUAUAUUAUUGGGAUACCAAUACAGGAUAAUUGAUAAAGUAAUACAAUUUUCAUUCAGCUGAAGUUGAAGAUGUAUGUUGGCAUCCUCAAGAUCCAAAUAUUUUCAUUUCUUGUUCCGAUGAUAAAACAUUUGCUAUGUAAAAUCACUUUACUAUUAUAAUCUAGUUGUGAUAUUCGAACAAAUCAAGGAGUUACAAUAAAAUAAGAAGCACAUUCAUAAGAAGUCAACUGUGCUCAAUUCAAUAAUUUCUAAUCUAAUUUAUUUGCCACCGGGUCUAAUGAUGCUCAAGUUAAAAUGUUUGAUAUGAAUAAACCAGAAGAGGAUAUUCAUACAUUUUCAAAUCAUGAAGAUGCCAUUUAUAGUCUCUAAUGGUCUCCUCAUUAAAGAAAUUUGCUUGCAUCUGGUUCUGUUGAUACUAAAAUUGUUGUGUGGGACUAUUAUAAAAUUGGAAAUGAAAUUAAGGCUGAAGAUGAAAAAGAUGGUCCAUCAGAAUUAUUGGUAGAUAUUUGUAAAAUAUUAUUAGUUUUAUCAUGGAGGACAUAGAUCUAAAGUUAAUGAUUUAUCUUGGAAUGUAAAUCAUAAACAUUUGUUUGCCAGUGUUGAAUAAGAGAAAAACAUACUCUAAAUCUGGAAGAUUCAGCAAUAAUUAUGGGAAGAAGAUGAAAAUGAUGAAUAUAUCCAAUCUCUAGUCUGA